CAUGUAAAGCUUUGGGUGACAUGGCAGGUUGGAUGGCGGUUGCCUCGGGUAUCUGCUCUCCUGGUAUUGUACGUCUAAAGGAAACUUGGAGGAGGGUUAAUGAACAGUGGCGAAGUAUUGUCAUAAAUGAUUGGGUGCCAAUUCUGUCAUCAUUAGGUGGUUUGUACGGAGAAAUUGAUCACGAAAACUUGAACUCGUUGCAAUUAGUCAUACAUGAUAAAAAGGAAAAGAGUAAGACGAAGUCGAUCCCUUAUUUCGGUUUUAUUACUCUUACCUUGGAAUAUUUAAAUUCAACGAUUCCUUCGGUAAUUGAUCGGAAUGUCGGAGAAACGAGCCGUGUCGGUUCAAGAAAUAACAGUAUUUCAGGAAUGGGCGUUAUAAAUUUCGAAAAAUAUUGGCAAAUUUAUGAUACCAUUAUCUCGUCACUUGAUCAGUGGGAUUCAUGUGGAGAUUACAUGAACUAUGACAUCUCACUAUGCCCAUUUUCACCAUCAACCCCUUUACAAAAAUACUUCCAUAAUUUAAAUUCCAUCCCAGCUUCUUCUACUCUGGAUGCAUGGCAACUUUUUGACGCUUCUUUAAUGUGUGAACCUCGACUUCAUGGUCAAUAUUUAGAAUAUCAUGCUCGUCAACGCAAGACACAUUCUGCCUAUAUUCCGUUG
Molecule: messenger RNA, 662 nt
Organism: Acaulospora morrowiae
Lineage: Eukaryota; Fungi; Glomeromycota; Glomeromycetes; Diversisporales; Acaulosporaceae
Source: the annotation of a GenBank genome assembly